GUCCUCACGUACAGGGUUUAGUCCGUGACAAUGUAUGUAGGCAGUUGUAUUUGUGCGAAAGUGUCCGAAAUAGGUCGCAGGUAACAUAGGCGCGGGCAGGCGUAGAGGGUGAGGCCGACUCGGGCGUGGAUUUGGCGCCUCGUUCUGACGGGCUAGAGGCCUAGGCGCGCCAUGCUGUAAGUCGGCCCCUGGUGAAUGGUUGAAGCUGGGAUUGGCAUACUCGUAGACACCCAGCAACAUGGCAGAUGAUAUUGAUUUCACCAGUGGAGAUGCUGGGGCUUCCUCCACUUUCCCCAUGCAGUGCUCAGCUCUGCGCAAGAACGGCUUUGUGGUUCUGAAAGGACGUCCCUGUAAGAUUGUGGAGAUGUCCACUUCCAAGACUGGCAAACACGGUCAUGCCAAGGUCCACAUGGUUGGCAUUGAUAUCUUUUCUGGUAAGAAGUAUGAAGAUAUCUGUCCUUCUACCCACAACAUGGAUGUUCCAAAUAUUAAAAGAUGUGAUUACCAACUGAUUGGUAUUAUUGAUAAUUACCUGUCCCUUCUGAGUGACAGUGGUGAUGUCCGUGAGGAUCUGAAGAUACCAGAUGGCGACUUGGGAAAGGAAAUAUUGGCUAAACAUGAAGCAGGAGAGGAGAUUUUGGUCACAGUCUUGAAUGCAAUGAGUGAAGAGUGUGCUGUAGCUCUCAAGGCCAUGACUAAAUAAACAGGGAUCCCCAGGCUGGAGCAGUCUGCUCAGGUCAAGAUAAACCACAGAUCUUAAAUUUGGUUCUGAUUGUCACCAAAGCUAUGGCCUUCACAAAUGACCUCAUUUCCUUUUGACUUGUUUUGCAAUUACUGCUGGUUUCUAAAUUUGGUUGUGCAAGUCAACUGGCAGCCUUCAAAGUCACUGCAAUUUUAAUUUGUUAAUGCUUUGGUUGUUACCUUUCAUAGUUCUAUUGGUGCUUAUUUUGAGGGUCCAACUAAACAUAAGAGUAUCUAAAGGGCAUCUGUUUAAUCAUGAUGCAUACAAGUUUAAUCAGGCCUUUGGUUUAAUUUGUAAAUUGCACCUAGAAUAAAAAGGUAUUUCAACUGGGCUUUGUCCUAUUAAAACAAUAAAAAUGUUAUACCUUUACGAAUAUGUAGCGAAAAUAAGAACUUCGAAUUAACUUAAGGAGCAAGUUCAAAUCUUAUGCAUGUUUGGCUAUGGUUUAAAUCUGUGUGGAAGACCUUUGGACUACAGUUUUUUUUUUUUUUCUUAAAUGCCAGUUGAUUUGCCUCUUUCCAAGCCCCUCCAUAGUAAAAGAAACUAGUCUUGGUGGCCGUGUUCAACUAAAUUGUAUUACUUCUGUACUCUCCUAUGCCAAUGCAUUGGCUUGCAUAUUGUAAACGUAUAAAAUGGUGUCAAAGCCUGCCUACAGUCUAGUCAGGCAAUCUGUAUGUUGGGUGAUACUACACAGCAGGCAUUUGUGGCACAACGGAGUGUUACUGCUACAGAUUUUCACUCGAGGCCUUUGUGAUCAGACUGAAAAAAAAAAUAAUAAAAAUAGAAAAAAUGCAGUUCAGUUGCUUCUUUUCUUUUAUUGUAUUUAUCUUGAAAUAUUAAAACUGAGUUAAGACCUUC
This is a messenger RNA of Xenopus laevis (African clawed frog), 1600 nucleotides long. It is a transcript of the gene eif5a2.L, whose product is annotated as eukaryotic translation initiation factor 5A L homeolog. The record is from RefSeq and is a predicted model, not a curated record. Lineage: Eukaryota; Metazoa; Chordata; Amphibia; Anura; Pipidae. Bases 239 to 703 code for a protein of 154 amino acids. Gene Ontology annotation, biological process: translational elongation. The transcript is spliced from 5 exons. Gene Ontology annotation, molecular function: ribosome binding; RNA binding; translation elongation factor activity. Gene Ontology annotation, cellular component: endoplasmic reticulum membrane; nucleus; cytoplasm.